Ostertagia ostertagi is the source of this 720-nucleotide messenger RNA. NCBI's taxonomy places the organism in Eukaryota, Metazoa, Nematoda, Chromadorea, Rhabditida, Trichostrongylidae. The record is from the annotation of a GenBank genome assembly.
AGAGCUGAAAAUAUUCAUCGGCUGGACUCCAUAAUCCUACUCACCUACAUCUCCGUGCUUGUAGUAAUUGUGUUAACGUCGUGGCUUUUCAAGCAUUAUCGAUUUAUGUUUGUACAUGAAACUGGGCUUACAUUGUUCUACGGGUUAUUAAUCGGUUUUGUUAUUCGGUACUUUGACAUUGGUUUGCUAGAGUCGCAGACUUAUGAUGUAAUACUAAAAGAUCGUACGGUUAUCGAGGAGCCUCCAGAUUACUUGAGGCUGGAGGUGAAACCAGAAGGUGCUCCACAUGUAUCAUUCCAUUAUGAGUUAAUGGAAGGUUUCUAUGCUGAUAAGAAGAAGCACAAUGAACAAAAGAUAGAACAAAAGAGUGCAUUCUCUCCUGAAAUUUUCUUUAACAUCAUGCUACCACCAAUCAUCUUCAACGCGGGUUACAGCCUUAAAAAACGUCAUUUCUUUCGAAACAUUGGCAGCAUACUCGUGUUUGCGUUCAUCGGCACCACAAUUUCAUGUUUUGCAACUGGGUCGUUGUUGUACGUGUUUACAAAGAUUUUCAACAUGGGAUUUUCAUUCCAAGAGCUUCUUUUUUUCGGAGCUUUAAUUUCAGCAACCGACCCAGUUACCGUUAUCUCACUCUUCGCCGAAAUGAACGUCGAAGCUGACCUCUUUGCCUUAGUUUUCGGUGAAAGUGCUUUGAACGAUGCUGUCGCGAUGGUGCUGUCU